AUGUGGGCGCGCGCAGUGCCUAUAGUCCUCUGGGGCGACGAGGGCACGCACAACUUCAAAAGCUGGAUGCUCUUCAGCUGGAUGCUCGAUGUCAGCCUAUGGCGGACCAACUCGAAGGCCUCGCGUAACUUGGCGUUCGCCUGCCCCGUGAACAUGUACCGCAGCCACGAGAAGGUGAACCAGACGCUCCAAGCUUUGCUGCAGGCUGUACAGGCUGACCUGGACGGGCUGGCAAAAGGACUCGAAGUCUGCGGGGAAGCUGCUCAGCUGAUUGACUGCGUACAUGUUUGGACCUUCCACGUGGUGGCCUGCAAGGGCGACCUCAAGUACUUGGCGCAGUCGCUGAACCUCACGCGGUUCCCAGGCUGUGAGGAGGUUUGCUUCCGGUGCCUGGCGUCGAUGGGCCGUCAAGACCCGAGUUUGGUGUACACGGACCUGUCGGAGGCCGCUGCGUGGCGCACGCGGCCUGCGCCAGAUCCCUGGUCUGAGCGCCCGUGCCUCUCCUUACUGGAUGGCUUCAGUCUGCGCAUGGUCAGCACCGACUGGAUGCACACCUGGCAUUUAGGAGUAGCUCGCGAUCUUGUAGGUGCUGCGAUGAAAAUCUGCUUGAAGUCGCAGUUCUGGCCUGGUCCCAACUUGGCCCGGCGGUUCAGUGCAGUGCAGCGCAGGCUGAAUGACUUCAAGGCCCAGCACGGACUGCAGAUGCACUUGAAGCGGCUAUCCAAAAGCCGACUCGCUUGGGAAGAUGGCACUUGCCCUGAGUUCAAGUCCAGCGCGGCAGACACUGGCGUGAUGAUUCGCUUUGUGGCCAGCGAGCUGUCAGAUCGUCUGCCCCCAGAGCCAUAUGAAGGCCUUGCAGCUUGCGCCUGGUUGGCAGAUCAACUUCAAGAAGCUGUCAUGCGGGCUGGCCUUUUCCUCUCUGAUUCCGAGGUGGAGCAGACCUUGAUGUAUGGCCGUGCGUUCCUGGCGUCGUACAUGAAGCUUGCUAAGCUAGCAAAUGUUCGUCGCGAGCUCUACUUCAAGGUGCGGCCAAAGUUUCACUACUUGACUCAUCUGAUCGAGGAUGUGCAGACACGUCCGUCCAGGCGAAGCUUGGGCUGGGACUCUUGCUGGAUUGACGAAGACUGGGUCAAGGUCAAUCUUCGCAUGCUUCGUAGGAUGUCGGCUAGGACGUGCCAUGAGCACCUGCUCUAUAGGAAUUUGAUUGUAGUUAGGCAUGAGCUUGAGAAGCGUGGUCGGUGA
Effrenium voratum is the source of this 1242-nucleotide messenger RNA. The record is from the annotation of a GenBank genome assembly. Lineage: Eukaryota; Dinophyceae; Suessiales; Symbiodiniaceae.